CCAUUACUCCGUAAGCCCAAAAUCCAAAUAAAAAAUCAGCCUACUGUAUACGUUGCUGGAGCCGCUGCCUUCUGGAAUCAGAGACACCUCGCAAAAAUCAGCCUUCUACCUUCGAUCGACCCGUCGGAAAUCAGCAUCACCUUCGCGGCCAGUUGCUGGUUCUUCUCCCGCCAGCCGCCGCCAGCACUCCAGGAACAUUUGUAAAGAAAUUGCUUAUAUUAUGUAUAGAUAGAAGAUAGAUGAAGUUUCAACCAGUUACAGAGCAUGACGCUAUCAGUUUGUAGGACCUUUUUGCGUUCUUUUUGUUCAUCUGAUGCAACCACCACUUUGCUUCAUUCCCUAUCUGGUUCUGCAGCUUUGAAUGUAUCGUCUACAAAAUAUCUUGGUUUCGCUAAGAAUGCCACAAUUUUCCAUGCCUUACAAAGAUAUACAACCUCCGCCCCGACUCCCAAUUCAGGUGAAGGUGAAUUCCCCCCAGAUUUAUUGACAAAGAAGUGUGUUACGGCACCUGAACGUGAAAUUGGACUCUGUCAAGAUCUGGUUGUUCCAGUAACAGACUUCCAUAAUGGAGAUAGAGGCUUAAUGGUGUUAGCUGGUGAUGUUUUUGAUGUACCCAUUAGGAAGGACAUUAUACAUCGUGUUGUGAGAUGGCAGCUUGCCAAACGUCAACAGGGAACUCAUUCAACUAAAACUAUUAGCGAGGUCAGUGGGACAGGAAGGAAGCCUUAUCCACAGAAGGGUACUGGUCGAGCAAGGCAUGGAACACUCCGUGGCCCUCAGUUUCGUGGCGGCGCUACUAUGCAUGGCCCAAAGCCCAGGAGUCAUGCUAUCAAGCUGAACAAGAAGGUUCGUCGGUUGGGUCUCAAGAUUGCUUUAUCCGCUCGUGCAGCAGAGGGAAAGCUGAUGGUAUUUGAGGAUAUGGAUAUACCUUCACACAAAACCAAGAAUAUCGUCAGUUAUGUCCAGAAAAUGGAGAAUACCAAGAAAGUCUUGCUUGUUGAUGGGGGCCCCAUCAGUGAAAACCUGAAGCUAGCCACUCAGAAUCUGCAUUAUGUCAAUGUGUUGCCUUCGGUUGGUUUAAAUGUUUACAGUAUUCUUCUACAUGACAGAUUAGUAAUGUCGCGUGAUGCAGUAAAUAAGAUAGUCGAGCGGAUGCACACUCCGAUUAAUCGCUAGAGGAGCUUAUCAAGACGAUGAUGAAAUGCGGGUAUUGUUAUUCUCAAAUGAUAUAUAAACACACAUCUGGUUGAGUAGGGUUGGCGUUUCUGGCCCAUUGGUUGAACGAACUGCUUGCACACUUGGGAUGCCCUUUGUACUCCCAGGUCCUAAUUUAAGUUCUUCGCACCUUAAUUAUUUUUUAUUUAAUUUAUUUCAAAAGUGGUGUAGAACUAAAAAAAAGAUUAUGUACUCUGAAAAUCCACAUGGUUUUAGGAAUAACCUCAGGAUCACAUUCAUCUCUUGAGAGUUUGCAAGUUAUCGUCGUUCGAACUCUUGAUCCCUAUGAAUAUUAGAAAUCAAACUUUUAGAAUUCUUCAUCUCUUUCAAUCUUAGAGAUUAAACCCUUUUUUUCACUCGUAGCAUAUUUGGCCAAUGAGAUAAAAAUUUGUACUCGUAAGAAACAUUGUUUGAUCUC
Messenger RNA from Cuscuta campestris, 1633 nucleotides. The record is from the annotation of a GenBank genome assembly. Lineage: Eukaryota; Viridiplantae; Streptophyta; Magnoliopsida; Solanales; Convolvulaceae.